AUGCGCACCGCCUGCGUCAGGGCAGCGAGCUCUGCCACCAGGCUCGCUCGCUCCACACGCGUUGCUCAGCCUCCUCGCCCGGCUGUCGCCAAAUGCACACAGCGCGCGAUCGUGAGCCAUGGUCAGCCGUUCAGAGCGUUUCAGCAAGCUGCGGCCGCUCAGCCCGCCGACGACGUGCUCGAGACACCCACGCAGAGCUCUGAUGCUGCAAAGCCGACUGAAGCGCUUGACACGUUUCCCCGCAGACACAUUGGUCCCUCUGCCGAGUCGGCCGAGGCGAUGCUGAAGGCGCUCGACCCGCCCGUAGGCAGUCUGGACGAGUUUGUGCGCCAGGUCAUUCCUGCAGACAUCCUCAACGACCGCGAGCUCAGCGUCGGGAAGCUCUCAGAUCGCCAUGGCACAGACUGGCAGGCGAAUGGCGUGCCCGAGUCGGUUUUCCUCAAGAACGCAAAACGCAUCAUGGGCCAGAACAGGCCUGGCAAGAGCUUGAUCGGUCAGGGCUACUACAACACAAACGUGCCCGACGUCAUCAAGCGCAACGUGCUCGAGAACCCUCAAUGGUACACCAGCUACACGCCGUACCAGCCUGAAAUCAGCCAGGGCCGCCUGGAAUCACUACUCAACUUCCAAACCAUGGUCACAGAUCUGACUGCUCUCUCGAUUGCGAACGCUUCCCUGCUCGAUGAGCCUACCGCCGCUGCUGAGGCUAUGACCAUGUCUCUCGGUGCGCUGCCAAUGUCGCGCCAGAAGCGUCCGAAUAAGACGUUCCUCGUUUCCUCCACCUGCCACCCUCAGACCAUCCAAGUGCUCUACUCGCGCGCCGAGGGAUUCGGCGUCAAGAUUGAAAUCGCAGAUGUACUCGCAGACAACAGCAAGCGCGUUGAGGAGCUUGGGCAAGAUCUCGUUGGUGUUCUGGCACAGUACCCUGAUACCGACGGUGGUGUCAGCGACUUCCGCGGUCUUGCAGACAAGGUCCACAAGCAGGGCGCGCUUUUCAGCGUAGCUACCGAUCUCCUUGCCCUUACGGUGCUCACUCCCCCAGGAGAGUUUGGCGCGGAUAUCGCGUUUGGAAACGCGCAGCGCUUCGGUGUGCCACUCGGCUUUGGUGGCCCUCACGCUGCCUUCUUUGCCAGCGUCGACAAGCACAAGCGCAAGAUUCCUGGUCGUAUCAUUGGUCUCUCCAAGGAUAGGUUAGGAAACCCAGCGGCGCGCCUUGCGCUGCAGACGCGAGAGCAGCACAUUCGUCGUGAAAAGGCUACAAGUAACGUUUGCACAGCGCAGGCCUUGCUUGCCAACAUGAGCGCCAUGUACGCCGUCUACCACGGACCAAACGGUCUGACACAGAUUGCUAAGCAGGUCGUCGCAAAGACGAGGCUUGUGCAGCAAGCACUUGUCGACGCUGGAUACAAGACUGGUCAGCGCGGAAACCUGGACAACGCUCCGGCUGCUUUCGAUACCUUUGUUGUGAAGACUGGCAACAACACCGAGCCACUGAUCGCCGAGCUGGAACGCAAUGAGAUCCUAGUGCGAAAGGUGGACGACAGUCACAUUGGUCUCUCGUUCGAUGAGACCACUACCUCCCAGACCAUUUCCGCACUACUAAAGACUCUCACCAAGGGCAGCGCCAAGGUCGACUUUUCACAAGAGGUCGCAGUUGAGGCACCUGAGGGCUACAAGAGGACUACCCCCUUCUUGACACACCCCGUUUUCAACUCGCACCACUCAGAAACCGAGCUGCUACGAUACAUCAACCACCUGGCCUCCAAGGAUCUGUCGCUUGUUCACUCAAUGAUCCCCCUCGGUUCCUGCACAAUGAAGCUUAACUCAACAUCCGAGAUGGCACCUGUGUCGUGGGAGACUACCGGCAACUUGCACCCCUUCCUGCCCCUCGAGCGUGCGAAGGGCUACCUCGAGAUGAUUGGUCAGCUUGAGAGUGACCUGGCGGACAUCACAGGUUUUGACGCCGUCUCGCUGCAACCCAACUCUGGCGCCCAGGGUGAGUUUGCUGGUCUACGCGUCAUCCGCAAGUACCUCGAGCAACAACCAGGCAAGAAGCGCGACAUUUGCUUGAUCCCCGUCUCUGCCCACGGUACCAACCCUGCCAGUGCAGCUAUGUGCGGCAUGCGUGUCGUGCCUGUCAAGUGCGACACCGCCACCGGUAACCUCGACAUUGCUGACCUCAAGGCCAAGUGCGAGAAGCACAAGGACGAGCUUGGCGCUUUUAUGAUCACCUACCCUUCCACUUUCGGUGUUUUCGAGCCCGCCGCUAAAGAGGCUUGCGACCUGAUUCACCAGCACGGAGGUCAAGUAUACAUGGACGGUGCCAACAUGAACGCCCAGAUCGGGCUGUGCUCACCUGGUGAGAUUGGUGCUGAUGUCUGCCAUCUCAACCUCCACAAGACCUUCUGCAUUCCUCACGGCGGUGGUGGACCAGGUGUCGGACCCAUUGGUGUGAAGAGUCACCUCGCUCCUUUCCUGCCAGGCCACUUACGUAACGAAACUGGCGGUGCGCAAGCAGUAUAUCCCAUAUCCGGUGCACCAUGGGGUAGCGCAUCCAUUCUCCCUAUCAGCUGGGCAUACAUCAAGAUGAUGGGCUCGAUUGGGCUGACACACGCCACCAAGAUGACGCUGUUGAACGCAAACUACAUCCUCUCUAGGCUCAAGCCUCACUACCCCAUCCUCUACACCAACGAUGAAGGCCGUUGCGCUCACGAAUUCAUUCUGGACGUGCGCGGCUUCAAGGAGUCUGCUGGCGUCGAAGCAAUCGACAUCGCCAAGCGUCUUCAAGAUUACGGUUUCCACGCCCCGACCAUGAGCUGGCCUGUCGCUAACACUCUCAUGAUCGAGCCGACAGAAUCAGAGAGCAAAGUCGAGCUUGACCGCUUCUGCGAUGCGCUAAUCUCUAUCCGCAAGGAGAUCAAGGAUAUCGAAGAUGGCAAGCAGCCCAAGGGUGCGGGUAAGAACUUGCUUACGAACUCACCACACACUCAGCAAGACCUCAUUGUAGGUGACUGGGAUCGCGCGUACAGCAGGGAAGAUGCUGCGUACCCGCUGGCAUAUCUAAAGGAGAAGAAGUUCUGGCCUAGCGUCACGAGGUUGGACGAUGCCUACGGUGACACCAACCUCUUCUGCACAUGUGCACCUAUGGAGUCUGAGGGCGGUGACAUCACCGGAGCCGCUGCGCCCAACCCAACCUAA
Ascochyta rabiei is the source of this 3198-nucleotide messenger RNA. RefSeq names its product Glycine dehydrogenase (aminomethyl-transferring). Gene Ontology annotation, biological process: glycine decarboxylation via glycine cleavage system. Gene Ontology annotation, cellular component: glycine cleavage complex; mitochondrion. Gene Ontology annotation, molecular function: pyridoxal phosphate binding; glycine dehydrogenase (decarboxylating) activity; glycine binding. The record is from RefSeq and is a predicted model, not a curated record. The transcript is spliced from 2 exons. Bases 1 to 3198 code for a protein of 1065 amino acids. Lineage: Eukaryota; Fungi; Ascomycota; Dothideomycetes; Pleosporales; Didymellaceae.